AUGGCUUCAGCCCUAGGUGGGGACCAUGGACUUGUUGCCUCAUCACUGAGUGAAAGUUCACUCAUUUCCGGAAGCCUAGGAGAGGAAGCUUCUUUCAUGGUUUCAACCCUUGGUGAGGAAACUUUAUCCAUUGCUACAACUUUCCAUGAGGAAUCUUCAAUGAUAGCCUCAUCCUUUGGUGUAUACACUUGGGCCAUUCCCACAACCUUAGGUGAACAAUUUUCAACAGUUGUUACAACUAUUAGUGAGCAAACCUCAACAGUUGCCACAACCAUGGGUGAGGAAGAUUCAUUUAUUGCCACAACCUUGAGCAAAGAAACUUCAACCAUCACCACAACCUUGGGUGAGGAAACCUCAAUGGUUAAUAUAAGUCUAGGUGAGGAAACUUCAAGCAUGGCUACCUUAGGUCAUGAAACUCCUAGCAUUCCCACAAGCUUGGGUGAAGAAACUCCUAGCAUUCCUACAAGCUUGGGUGAAGAAACUCCUAGCAUUCUCACAACCUUGGAUGAAGAAACGCCUAGCGUUCUCCCAACCUUGGCUGAAGAAACGACUAGCGUUCCCACAACCUUGGGUGAAGAAACUCCUUUCUAUCCAGUGACCUUGGCAGAAGAAACCCCUAUCAUUCCCAUAACCUUGGGCCAAGAAACUCCUAACCUACGCACAACAUUGGGUGAAGAAACUCCAGUCAUUCCUCCAACCUUGGGUGAAGAAACUCCUGCCAUUCCUCCAACCUUUAGCGACGAAACUUCAACCAUCAUUGCAACCCUGGGUAAGGAAACUCCGACCAUUCCUACAACCAUGGGUGAGGAAACUACAACCGUUCCUGCAACCUUGGUUGAGGAAACUACAACUAUUCCCACAACCUUGCAUGAAGAAACUCUUGCUGUUCCCACAACCUUGGCUGAGGAAACUCCAACUAUUCCCACAACCUUGGGCGAGGAAACUGCGACUAUUCCCACCACCUUGGGCGAGGAAACUGCAAAUAUUCCCAAAACCUUGGAGGAAAUUCCAACUACUCCGACAACCGUGACUGAGGAAACUUCGACUAUUCCCACAACCUUGGGUUUGGAAGCUUCGACUGUUCUCACAGCUACAGGUGAGGAAACAUCAACUGUUUCCACAACUAUGGGGAUGGAGACUUUGCCCCCUGCUGUGGCUGAAGGCGAGAACACAUCCUUAAGUUCUGAUGUUGGUAUGGUGCUGGUAGGGUUGAUUCAACUUGCCACUGAAGAAGGCAACCAGACAGACAGCUCCAUUGGUGCAACUUGA
Theobroma cacao (cacao) is the source of this 1269-nucleotide messenger RNA. The record is from RefSeq and is a predicted model, not a curated record. NCBI's taxonomy places the organism in Eukaryota, Viridiplantae, Streptophyta, Magnoliopsida, Malvales, Malvaceae.